Messenger RNA from Acanthopagrus latus (yellowfin seabream), 3699 nucleotides. Its product is annotated as sterile alpha motif domain-containing protein 9-like. The record is from RefSeq and is a predicted model, not a curated record. The coding region runs from base 1 to 2736 and encodes 911 amino acids. NCBI's taxonomy places the organism in Eukaryota, Metazoa, Chordata, Actinopteri, Spariformes, Sparidae. The transcript has a single exon. Gene Ontology annotation, cellular component: cytoplasm.
AUGGCCUGGAGACCAGCCCUGUCCACUGCCACAGGUGGAGAGAUUUGUAUCAGGAGUGAAAUCAGAGAUAACCUUUCUCUUUUGGAUGUUGUCUAUGCAAAUCAGUUUGAAGGAGAAAUCAUAGAUACAAAAGUUGCUGAGUGGACGGAAGAAAACUUUUACAGAGGGGCCCCACCCACAUGGUUGAACUACCAUGUUAGCGAACAGGCAAAAUCAGAUGGCACUGGAACUUCUUUCAUUAAAAGAGAUGGAUAUGAUACACUUGUGCAACAAAUUAACGAAAGGAGAAAAGGCUUUGGAACAUCAACGAUUAAAUUAUUCCAUCAACAAGGAUGUGGGGGAACCACACUGGCUAUGCAGGUGUUGUGGGACAUGAGGAAAACCUUCAGGUGUGCCGUUUUAUCAGGGUCAUCCUCAGACAUCACAAAUGUAGCGAAAGAGGUGGUGCACCUUUUCACAGCUGGUGGUCAAGACCACCAGAAGACUGUGCUGCUGUUACUGAAUGAUGAGCAGAUUUUGGAAAACCUGCAACAAAGCAUUAUGAUGGAGACUGAUGAACAGAGAAUAGUCACCCGUGUGCCUGUGGUGAUUUUCUUCAGCUGCGUUAGGAAGAAUGUAGUUUUGCAGAGCGACCACGUCGUCCUAGAAGCAGCACUUUCUGACACAGAGAAGCAAAAAUUCAAUGAGAAGAAGGAGGAGCUCCACAGAAGGUUUAGCAGUGAACAAUGCGAACAGUUCCACGGUUUCAACAUAUUACAAACUAAUUUCUCUCAAGAAUAUGUCAAACAAGCGUGCAAAGUGAUCUGUCCUGUCCCAAGAUCAAAUAGAUCAAAGAGGAUCCAGCUUGUUGGCUUCCUAUCCCUGCUGAAUGCCUACGUACCAGGCUCAUAUCUCCUGGAGAAUCAGUGCCUCGACCUGUUCAAACAUAAAGACAGAUUUGGAGACCUUACCCUGGAGGACAGAAUGAAGCCCUUUAGAAACCUCAUCAUCACCUUCCAACAAGAUCCAAGCUCUGAAAAAAGGGUCCGCAUGGCUCACCCAAUGAUAGCACAGUGUUGUACUGAACUGAUGGCUGAGGCAGGUGUGACCAGAAGUGACACAGCAAGAAACUUCUUGACCCAUUUGUGCAGAGAUGAAGUUCCUCCAUUUUUGUUUGGUUUUGUCAAAGACAUGCUGACCAAAAGAGAAAUGAAAAUGAAAGAGAACCCAAUCAACAGUACAGAGAUCACAGAAAAACAAGUAAAGUUUUCUAAACUUAUUCUAGAUAUUCAAGAGAUGCAGGGCGAAAAGGAGAGCGCAUCAGUAUUAAAGCUGGCAUCAAGGAAAUUUGAUCAAAAUCCAUUUUUCCCACAAGCACUUGCACGAUUUUACUACAUAGAACUAAAAGACUACAAUCAAGCAGAAUUGUGGGCAAACAGAGCGAAGCAAAGAGAUCCCCAAAAUUCAUUCAUUGCUGAUACACUGGGCCAAGUCCAUAAGAACCACUUGAUGAACAAAAAGUCUGAUGUGAAACCAAGAGAAAUCUUGCAGCUGGCCACGAAGGCCAUCAACGCUUUCAAAGAUGAAGAACGACUUGCUGAAAACGAACAGGGGACAGAUAUGAAAGAAGAUGGCAAGACUAAAGUCUCCCAUGUUUUUAACACCAGAGGGCAGUUUGGUUACCUGCAGGUUUGCAACCUUGUGUAUGAUCUACUAGUCAGACAGAACGAAACCUGGAGAGGAGUUCUCACAAAGACUCUGCCCAUUAACUCUGUCCUGGAAUUACCCAGAGACAAGAAACUCUUCAGAUUUAAUGAUCUGAUAAACAGCCUCAGAGACGAGGUUGAGAAAAAAUGUGACUUCUUCGAUAAAUAUUUGACUUACUCAAAGCCUGACAUGAAGAAAGAUGAUGCCACAUACAUUCCUAGAGACACCUCAGAAUGUUACAGGAAGUAUGUUGGAGACUCGCCACCAAGACGAGUCAAAGAAAAAGGGGCUGAAUUCAUCCAGAAACUCAAACAAAACCAGGCUGGCACCUCUGCUGCAGUACUCUCAUGUCUUGACAGAGAAUACACCGAAUCAGAGCUUAAAGAAAUAACCACAUGGUGGAAAAAAAUCUUUGAAUGCAAAAAUUCGAUAAUAGCCCUGAUCAACUACAUCUUUGCUCAUAUCAUAUUAAAACAUAUGGGAAUAAUGUUUUCCCGUAGUUUCUACAGGUUUCUAGGUGAAUUUAGACAGAAAAUGCCCCUGAGCCCCAACGAUGGGCCUGAACAACACAUGUUAGCCCUCCUCUUGUACUGGCCUACUGACAGCAAAGGCAAAUGUGACUUUGACCUUAAUGAAUUGAUUCAUCGUAUGCACUGCUCUUAUGAAAAUACAUAUAAGACAUACUUUCGAUCAAGGCACCUUCGCCCUCUGUUUUUCAUUGGAAAAGGUGAAGACCUGGACAGAAUUGUUCACAGAAAGGUUCUUGAGGAAUCGUUUGAGAAAAAUAAGGAACCAAUACAAAACUGGGCCUACAACUGGAAUAAUGAGGAUAUUUUCCAAGAUCGCCUUCUAAAAAUAGAUGGGGUGGUGCGAAACUACAAACUUCAUGCAACUGUUGGUGGCACCGAGAUUCAGGUGGCUGCAAACAUGAGAAACAGACUGUGGAAACCACGGCAAGUUUCCUUUUACCUUGGAUUCACCAUCAGAGGUCCUGUGGCGUUUGGCAUCCAGACAAAAACUGCAGAAAAAGGUAACAUACUAUCACCUUAGCAUAGUUAAGUACCUACCUGGCGGUAAAGUCAAAUAUGGAUCCUGACAUAUGUCUAAUCAUGUGGAUACUUCUGGAGAUUUUGUGGAAAAAGCAUCUCAAGUGACAUCAUCCCACGUCAAGUUAUGCCAGCCAACUUUCUCUCCAAUAGGGGUCAUGAUCCGGGUGAAGCUGAAGCUUCUUGUACUGGAUAUUUAGUUUGACUUCUACUUCUUCUACUAUAUUUUUUACUACUUUUAUACUUUAUUUUUUUACUAUCUCAUCAGUUGGAGGUGGAGCAGAAGAUGCUGGACCCAGUAAAUGUCCAGCGUCCUGAAUGUGCUGCUGCACCACUUUUAGUAAUGAACUCGAAUCAGCCGCCUCGAAUGAAAACAGUGAUAUGUUAAAGGAAAUUAAUCUCCUAAAACUUUUGUCUUUCGCAUCAUUUAUAUUUUCAGGAUUUUCUUUAUAGAUGUCUGAAGUGUUGACAGUACAAAAGCUCCUUAACCUCUUACAGAAGCGUAUUCAGAGGAGAAUAUUACAGAUUUUGUUAUUGUUUUCUUCCAUGUAAAUAUGAGACGUGUCAAGCAAACACAAUGAAGCAUAAAGGACACACUUGGAUAUAUCUUUUAUUUUUUGUUUUAAUAUUGUUUAAAUUGUGUUUUGAUUUAUGUUCUUCAUUGUCACAACUGUCAGAGCUCCAUUCAAAGUAUGAGAGAAUAUUAUGAUAUAUAAACACAUGAUCUUGGAUAUUUUAUACUCGACUCAAAGCUUUGAUAUGUAUGUUAGGUCACUUUUGAACUAGUUACACUGUUAAAAAUAAUAUGUGACUACUGUACUUUUAAUUUUUACAUUUUAUUACUUUUUGAACAGAUGUUUUAAACUGGAGCAACAAAGACUGUGUUUUCAUUAUUAUUACUAUUUUCAAGUUUAUCUUUUUUUUUAACACUUAGUAAAUGGCUACAAAUCUGUAUGAUGAACAUGGU